AGAAGGAGGUGAUUGUUGGGCAGGAGGGAAACAUAAAGAGGGCAGUGAGAGGAGGAGAGGCAGCAAGUGAGGCGCAGCACACAGAGAAGCUCAACUCGCAUUCUGAUCAACGCUGCAAUCUGAAGCAACAGCUCAUCGCCCGCCAUGACGAAACGUCCGUUUCCCCUCGUGAUCGCGUGCCUGCUUUCCAUCAGGGGUUUCUCUCCGCUGUCCUCUGCAGGCACCGGAGAGCCUCCCAGAAAUCCCGUCAUUCCCACAGAAGACUACGACAUAUUGGAUGAGAUAUCCACUCCUACUAUGACUACAAGUACUGGAACCCUCCCACGGUGCGACUACCACUCCUGCAGAGAGAACCAGACCCCCUGCGAGGACCUCGCUGCCUCUCAUGGCUGCUCGUGUCCAGGUUUUUCCUUGACGACAGUUCAACCAGACGAUCCCUCUCUGAGAUCAGUGACCUGGAACGGCUCGGCAGUUGUGGUUCACUGGUGUGCGCCAUAUUCUUACAUCACAUCUUAUGUUGUGACGGUUAAAGGUGGGGAGAAGCAGAUAGUGAAGAAGGACCAAAGGAUCACAACGUUGAAGCAGAUAGACCACAAAGCGGAGGUCUGCGUGGUGGCUGUAAACGACGUGGGGGAAAGCGGCCCGUCCUGUAAGGAGUACACCCCGGCUAGCAACAGCCUGCCCCUGGCAGCAGGCCUCAUCGGCGGGGCGCUGGGCCUCCUGCUGCUGAUUCUGCUGGUUGUUCUGCUGUGUAGGCGCAGGACGCAAAAGAAACGAGAGGCCGCGCAUGUAUGAGGAACUCAGCUGAGAGUCAGCAAGCAGACAAGAAAAACAAGAAACACAGAGAGACUGCACACUCGGAGAGAUGAGACUCAUGAAACGCUCCGUUGUUGCUGAAGUUAAUUAACUGUGAGAACGUCGGAGUGUUUGUUUCAAGAAAGCAGGAAACAGGGUUCAUCAACUCCUUAUCAUAUCUAGCCGGUUAUAUUCGUCUCCUCAUUAGUGGUGCAUUUUUUUUUUUUAGGAACACUUGAUUUAUUCAACUGAAUUAAGGAUGCAUGAAAAUAACAAUUAUGAACAGAAUCAGGAAGGAAAUGUUUUACUGCAGUGGCAGUAUUAUUGUCUUGCAAUCUGUUAAAACAAGCCUGAAGGAUGAAUACUUGUUCAACUCGGCGAGCUCCAUUACAUAUCAAUAGUAAAAAUCAUGAGAUUUCUAUUUAUUCCUYGGGAUUGGAAAUUCACUUCACCUAAAAAUAAUUAAAAUAUCAAUGAGAACUAAUCUCUGGUACAAUCAAGAAGAAAUAAUUAUCGGUAGCGACCGAGCCGAAACAACAUCCAACGAAGAUGAACGACUGAUUUAACAGCUGGUUCUCACUAGAGCCCCAAAAUGGGGGUUUUUACAGCCCAAUUCUUUAAAUAUGAGAGAGGAAGAACAAAAACACAGCAGUUUUGAUUCCUCGGUUUUCAGCAUCAGAACUGAAACCAGAGCUUUGCUGAAAAGAGGCUCUGGUAGGUAGAAGGUCAAACGUGAUGUGUUUGUGUACACUGCUUUACUUUAUUUAACCAGGAAUGUGCCUUAUUGUUCAAUGAGAUACAGUAUCUCUCCUGACAGACAAAUGGAAAAUAAAAGCACUGACAAAGCACUGAAAAGAAAUAAACAUGAAUAAAUAUUUUAAAAAGAUAAAUUAAAACGGUGAUACUGUUUUGUUCCAGCUGGGGUUUUUUUUUUAUUGUUUAAAAAGUUAAGUGAGGGUGAUGAAUCUAAGUUGAAUUUGUGCUGGAAAGGUAAUUUGGGUUAAGUAUAACAAUGAAAAACACUAUUUUCAAAGAAUGGUAGUUAUUUACACUGGAAUUAAGUUUGAACAGAAUUGAUUGGCUGAAUCCUUGCUUUUGCAACCGAAAUACAGAACAGUACUUUAUACAGAAUCCAACAUUUUUAAGAAAAAUCCAGCAUUUUUCUUCAACUUUGAUGUCAACUGAAGAAAAUAAUUUUCUCUGGACUAACCAUUUUUGGGGGUUAAAAUAAGAUUUUUAAAAUAAAAAUAAUAAAAAUCCAGCUUUGGUUUAGUUUUUAUAGGAUUUUCAACUUUAUUAAUGCCAAUGUGGAAUGUAUCUGCAGCCUACCAGUCUAUCUAUUCACCUCUAAAAUGAUUCCAAUAACCAAAAUCAUUCAUUAAAAAAAAAUACAAAUACAAAAAUCCCAUCUAUUGACUCUUCUUGCAAUCAAAUUUGUUUACAUAAAAACAUGUGAGGAAUAAAUGGGAAUUAAAGGGGAUUAUCAAGCCAGGAAAUGUAACCCUCCCCCGGUGAGACACAUCUUACAUAGUAACUGGGUUUGCACUUUGAAAGUGUGUGGAAAACAUAUAUUUAGUCUUUUGAACUGUAAGGAUCACCUGAUUAAUUUGUUAAAAACCUUUAAAAAAGGUUAGAUGAAUAUUAAAGAGAGUUUACCAAUUCUUUUUGAGACUGAGUCUCAUAAAUAAAUAAUCGUAUCAUCUGCAUAGAAGUAAAUGUCCCUGCAUUCAGCUACUUACAUUGAGCUGAAGAAAAGAAGAAAAUGCUCAUAGUUUGACCUAUAACGGAAUAAAAUGCUCAAACAGGCUGUCAACCAUUUACGUUCUUAAUUACGUGACAAAAGUUUUGUCACUAAAAUUAUGUGUGAGGCCUGAAAUAAAUUCAUAUCAGACGUAUAUAAAAUUUUGAUGCUGUAUAAAAGAAACAUUUUCUCUGAACCUCUCUGUGAGAGUUUUAUUGCACUCUUUAUAUAUUUAUUUUAAGUAGGUGAAUAGAUAGUGGGAUUAGGGAUUAGUAAAAAAGAAUGAAUAAAUUUACUUUGCUCUUCUCUCGUGGAUAUCAUUCUAUAUCCUGAUUUGAAUCGUGCAAGAAUAAAGAAUUCGAUUCUUUCACCAGUUACUGUGUAUGUCUGUAAAGGUCUGUCCAUUAAACUGAAAUAAAGUGAAACUUUUUGUUGUCUAAA
Messenger RNA from Poecilia reticulata (guppy), 2977 nucleotides. RefSeq names its product LRRN4 C-terminal-like protein. Gene Ontology annotation, molecular function: protein binding. Lineage: Eukaryota; Metazoa; Chordata; Actinopteri; Cyprinodontiformes; Poeciliidae. The record is from RefSeq and is a predicted model, not a curated record.